Oldenlandia corymbosa var. corymbosa is the source of this 1824-nucleotide messenger RNA. Lineage: Eukaryota; Viridiplantae; Streptophyta; Magnoliopsida; Gentianales; Rubiaceae. The record is from the annotation of a GenBank genome assembly.
AAAAAAUCAACAAUAUUCAGGAUUUCAUGCAAAAUUACGGUGCCCACACGACUUCUACAACAAAGGGAUGGCCUUCUUUCAUGCUUUUUUUUUUCUGAAUUUUUUUUGCCCCCAUCCCUCUUCUCUUUUCCUCAAAAGUUGAUCUUACUACCCAAACAAGAAAAAAAAAAAAAAAAAAACCAACCCCCAGCCUCAAAACUAUCUCCUUUUUAAUUUUCAGCAUUUACCAGAGAUAGGAGAAAUUGAGGGGGGAAACAUUAGCAAGGGAAUUGUAUUGAAGAAAAAGAUAUCCUCAUUCCUGGAAAACUUGUCAUCAUCAAUGACGCUUUCACUAACACGUCCAAAUCGGAGUAGCAAGCAGAAUUUUAUGAGGAAAUUAUGCCCAAAUUUCGACAGGGAAGAUGGGCUGGAGACUGUUCUUGAGGUCCCCAUCCCGGAAGAAAUGUUCGUGAGCAUGGGCGCUAAUAUUGCAUUGAGGUGGGAAAAUAUGGCUACUUGGAUGAAGGCACAAACUUCCGAUAAAUGGUCUUCUCCCAUUAUUGCUGGGCGUUAUAAUGAACUGAGCUUUCUUCUUUUCAUAAUUGGAUCUCCCCUAAUACCACUCCCGGUCGAUUUGGACCAUUCUGUUCAUCGUCCUGUUAAGCACGCCUCCAUUGAAGCGUCAACGGCGAAAUAUAUUGUACAGCAAUACAUAGCGGCGACGGGAGGACAACCGGCAUUGAACACCGUACACAGCAUGUGCGCAAUCGGACAAGUCAAGAUUAGCUCAUCGGAGUUUCAUCAAGGCGAUGAAACGGUCAGAGUGAAAAGUACAGAAGAAGCCGGAGGAUUCGUGCUGUGGCAGAAAAACCCGGAUCUCUGGUGCCUCGAAUUACUCAUUUCCGGUUGUAAAGUCAUCUCCGGGAGCAACGGCAAAAUCGCAUGGCGCCAAUCCUCCAAUCAACAAAGACCCAUCGCUACAAGUUCCCCCAGACCUUUACGCCGGUUUCUACAGGGAUUGGAUCCUCGUUCAGCGGCGAGCUUGUUCAUAGAUGCGGUAUGCAUUGGGGAGAAGAUCAUAAACGAUGAGGAUUGCUUCAUUUUAAAGCUGGACACGAAUCAAGCAACUCUUGAGGCACAAAGUGACCCCAGAUAUGAAAUCAUUCAUCAUACAUUAUGGGGAUAUUUCAGCCAAAGAUCUGGGUUGCUCGUGAAAUUUGAGGAUUCAAGGUUGCUGACGGUGAAAACGAGUCGGGAUGAUGGUGAAGGAGUUUUCUGGGAAACCAGCGCUGAGUCGGUGAUUGAGGAUUAUAAGUACGUCGAAGGUGUUAAUAUAGCUCAUAGCGGGAAGACGACGAUGACGGUGUUUAGAUAUGGGGAACAAUCAGCAAACCAUAAGAGGGAGCUUCAAGAAACUUGGAAGAUUGAGGAAGUUGAUUUUAAUGUCUGGGGUUUGAAUUCUGAGUUUUUCAUGCCUCCUUCCGAACCUUUUAGGAGAAAGAAAUUUUGUCAGCAAGCUGACACUGAGUUCUGACGAUUCAUUGUUUUUUUGUUCUUUUUUUUUUAAUUUAUCUUUUCUCCAUCUUCUGAUUAUUUGGAUAGCCAUAAAGUUAGAGAAAACAUGUAUAUACAAGUGGAACUAGAGCUCCCUUUUAAGAUUUUUUUUUUUUUUCCUGGUAAAAUUUCACAAGAGAAUUUUUUUUCUUUUUCUAGAAAAUAGAGUUAUUACAAUCCAAAAGAAAUUUAAAUUCAUGUACUACUCUUUUGAAUCCAAAAGAACAAUCAAUUUGUAGCAGCUUCUCUUGAACUUUUUGUACACUUCUACAAUCAAGCAGUUAACCUUCA